GUCUUCGCCUUCGCCGCCCCAGAGUCGUGCAAGAUCCUCAGCUGCAUCGAGGUCAUUGCUGAGGCUGUGUGCAUCACCGCGGCCAUCGAGAAGGACGACUGGGCGGGCAUCAUCAAGUGCGCCAAGAAGAAGGAGCUCUGCGGAUGCGCUGGCUGCUACAGCAAGCUUGGCGACUUUCUCGAGAAAUACGGAAUUUGCUGA
This is a messenger RNA of Lasiosphaeria miniovina, 201 nucleotides long. RefSeq lists its product as uncharacterized. NCBI's taxonomy places the organism in Eukaryota, Fungi, Ascomycota, Sordariomycetes, Sordariales, Lasiosphaeriaceae. The annotation marks the transcript as partial. The transcript is spliced from 2 exons. The record is from RefSeq and is a predicted model, not a curated record.